Messenger RNA from Ochotona princeps (American pika), 948 nucleotides. Its product is annotated as olfactory receptor 10T2. Gene Ontology annotation, cellular component: membrane. Gene Ontology annotation, molecular function: olfactory receptor activity; G protein-coupled receptor activity. The transcript has a single exon. Lineage: Eukaryota; Metazoa; Chordata; Mammalia; Lagomorpha; Ochotonidae. Bases 1 to 948 code for a protein of 315 amino acids. Gene Ontology annotation, biological process: G protein-coupled receptor signaling pathway. The record is from RefSeq and is a predicted model, not a curated record.
AUGCAAGGUUUUAACAGGACCACGACGGUGACUCAGUUCAUCCUGGUGGGUUUCUCCAGCCUAAAGGAGCUCCAGCUACUGCUCUUUGUCAUCUUCCUGCUGCUGUACUUGACGAUCUUGUUGGCCAAUGCAACCAUCAUGGCUGUCAUCCGCUUCAGCCACACUCUGCACACGCCUAUGUAUGGUUUUCUAUUCAUCCUUUCAUUUUCUGAAUCCUGCUAUACUUUUGUCAUCAUCCCACAACUGCUGAUCCACCUACUGUCGGCAACCAAAACCAUCUCCUUUGUAGCCUGUGCAACACAGCUGUUCUUCUUCCUCGGUUUUGCCUGCACCAACUGCUUCCUCAUUGCUGUGAUGGGAUAUGACCGCUAUGUAGCCAUCUGUCACCCCCUGAGAUACACACUCAUUAUGAACAAAAGACUAGGAUUGGGCUUGAUUUCUCUAUCAGGAGCCACAGGUUUCUUUAUUGCGUUGGUGGCCACCAAUCUCAUCUGUGACAUGCCUUUCUGUGGACCCAACAGGGUGAAUCACUAUUUCUGCGACAUGGCACCUGUUAUCAAAUUAGCCUGUACUGAUACACACGUAAAAGAGUUGGCUCUGUUCAGCCUCAGCAUCCUGGUAAUCAUGGUGCCUUUUCUCUUAAUUCUCAUAUCUUAUGGGUUCAUAGUUAACACCAUCCUGAAGAUUCCUUCAGCUGAGGGCAAGAGAAAGGCUUUUGCUACCUGUGCCUCACACCUCACUGUGGUCUUUGUCCAUUAUGGCUGUGCCUCCAUCAUCUACCUUCGACCGAAGUCCAAGUCUGCCUCAAAUAAGGAUCAGCUGGUGGCAGUGACCUACACAGUUGUUACGCCCCUACUUAAUCCUCUCGUCUACAGUCUGAGGAACCAGGAGGUUAAAACUGCACUGAAAAAAGUAAUUGGAAUGACUGAGACAGCCAAGUUCAGGUAA